Dryobates pubescens (Downy woodpecker) is the source of this 7145-nucleotide messenger RNA. RefSeq names its product ankyrin repeat and sterile alpha motif domain containing 1A (gene ANKS1A). Gene Ontology annotation, cellular component: cytosol. The record is from RefSeq and is a predicted model, not a curated record. Lineage: Eukaryota; Metazoa; Chordata; Aves; Piciformes; Picidae. The transcript has 24 exons. Gene Ontology annotation, molecular function: protein binding. Bases 23 to 3490 code for a protein of 1155 amino acids.
GCGGCGGCGGCCGGGCCGGGCCAUGGGGAAGGAGCAGGAGCUGCUGGAGGCCGCCCGCACCGGGAACUUGCCCGCCGUCGAGAAAUUGCUGUCGGGGAAACGCCUCAGCUCGGGCUUCGGUAGCUCCGGAGGGGAAAGAGGAGGAGGAGGAGGAGGCGGCGGCUCCGGUGGGGGUGGCGGCGGCGGAGGCAGCGGCGGUGUGGGGCACCCCCUGUCCAGUCUGCUCAGCAUCUGGAGAGGGCCAAAUGUGAACUGCGUGGACAGUACUGGAUACACUCCACUGCACCAUGCUGCUUUGAAUGGUCAUAAGGAUGUGGUGGAAGUUCUGCUGCGGAACGAUGCCCUGACCAACGUCGCAGACUGCAAGGGCUGCUACCCCCUUCACCUGGCAGCCUGGAAAGGAGAUGCAGACAUAGUCAAGCUCCUCAUCCACCAAGGACCUUCACACACUAAAGUGAACGAGCAGAAUGCUCUUGAGAUCAAAGAACUCAAAAAGCACGGCCCCUUUGACCCAUAUAUCAAUGCCAAGAACAACGACAACGAGACCGCCCUGCACUGUGCAGCCCAGUACGGCCACACCGAGGUGGUGAAGGUGCUGCUGGAGGAGCUGACCGACCCCACCAUGCGCAACAACAAGUUCGAGACGCCCCUGGACCUGGCGGCGCUCUACGGGAGGCUGGAGGUGGUGAAGCUGCUGCUGAACGCCCACCCCAACCUGCUGAGCUGCAACACCAAGAAGCACACCCCCCUGCACCUGGCAGCCAGGAACGGCCACAAGGCUGUGGUCCAGGUGCUGCUGGAGGCCGGCAUGGACAGCAACUACCAGACUGAGAAGGGCAGCGCUUUGCACGAAGCUGCUUUGUUUGGCAAGACAGAUGUGGUACAAAUAUUGCUGGCAGCAGGUAUUGAUGUGAACAUCAAGGACAACCGAGGCCUGACAGCCCUGGAGAUCGUGAGGGAGCUGCCCUCUCAGAAGAGCCAGCACAUAGCAGCUCUCAUCGAAGAUUACACCCUUGGGAAGAAGAGUGCCAAAGCUGCAGAGAAGACUCCUCAAGCACCUCUGGCUCCAGCCUCUGACCCCCUGUGCCACGCAGCCCAGGGCGACGUGGAGAAAGCAGUGACCGAGCUGAUCAUCGACUUCGACGUGCCCCCAGAAGAGGAGAGCCCCUACGAGGCCUUGUACAACGCCACCUCCUGCCACUCCCUGGACAGCCUGGCCAGCGGCAGGUCCUCGGACAGGGAGUCCUGCCCCAGGGAGGCAGAAGCGGCUGGGCUGAAGGCAGCAGCAGUCAGGCCUAGGGAGCGCCCACCCCCGCCCGCCAAGCCGCCGCCCGACGAGGAGGAGGAGCCGCAGGUGGAGAAGAAGAUCAGCCACGGUGCCGCCUGUGAGGCCUCUGUUGCACGAGGAAAGAGCAAAGGAAGUGGAGCUGAGGAAGAGGAACACCCCUACGAGCUGCUGCUUACAGCUGAAACUAAAAAGCCAGUUGCAGUGGACAGGAAAACAAAAGAGCACAGGAGGAGCAGCGGCAGCCGCAGCCAGGGCUCCGCGGAGGGCCAGGACGUCCAGGUGCCGGAGCAGUUCUCGGGCUUGCUGCACGGCUCCUCCCCCAUCUGCGAGGUCAGCGAGGACCCCUUCAGGCUCGCUGCCUCCGCGGGGAAAGGAGGCACGGAAGCUGCCAGCCACCCACCUGCUAUGCAGCUGGAGGAUGCCGAGCUGCUGGCCCCUGCCCCGCCGCGGAGCGGCUCUCCGGACGCGGAGCACAGAGCCAUCUACGCCACCGUGCAGCACGCCCCUGGCGGCCGGCCGCCUCCCGCCGCGGGCGUCCCCCACGGGCAGCAGCACCCCGGCAGGGCUGAGGAAGAGGGGGACAGGGCUGUGGGCAGGGCCCCCCCGGGGAGCAAGCCCAAGGCCGAGCUCAAGCUCAGCCGCAGCCUGUCCAAGUCGGACUCGGACCUGCUGACCUGCUCCCCGACGGAGGAGGAUGCCAUGGGCAGCCGCAGCGAAUCGCUCUCCAACUGCAGCACGGGCAAGAAGCGCCUGGAGAAGUCUCCCUCCUUCGCUUCCGAGUGGGAUGAGAUUGAGAAAAUCAUGAGCUCCAUCGGCGAGGGCAUCGACUUCUCUCAGGAGCAGCAGAGGAUCUCAGGUUCGCGGACGCUGGAGCAGAGCGUCGGGGAGUGGCUGGAGACCCUGGGCCUGCAGCAGUACGAGAGCAAGCUGCUGCUCAACGGCUUCGACGACCUCCGCUUCCUGGGCUGCAAUGUCAUGGAGGACCAGGACCUGCGCGACAUCGGCAUCGGGGACCCGCAGCACCGCCGCAAGCUGCUGCAGGCUGCCCGCUCCCUGCCCAAGUUGAAGCCCCUGGGCUGUGAUGGGAAUAGUCAGCCCUCAGUGCCUGCCUGGCUGGAUUCCCUGGGGCUGCAGGACUACGUUCAGUCCUUCCUCUCGAGCGGCUACAGCUCCAUCGACACUGUGAAGAACCUCUGGGAGCUGGAAAUAGUCAACGUGCUGAAGGUGAACCUGCUGGGCCAUCGCAAGAGGAUCAUUGCCUCCCUGGCAGACAGACCCUACGAGGAGCCCCCAGCGAAGCCACCGCGCUUCUCGCAGCUCAGAUGCCAGGAUCUGAUCUCCCAGACGUCAUCACCCCUAAGCCAGAGUGACUCCUGCACAGGGAGGUCUGGGGAUCUGCUGCUGCCCUCGGGGGACACUGCCAGGAGGCAGCACGAGCGUGGCACAGAGGCUGCUCCCUACUGCAAAGCCGAGCGCUACAGAGCUCAGGAGGAGCAGCGGGAGUCCAAGCUGACGCUGCGCCCCCCGAGCCUGGCUGCCCCCUACGCGCCGGUGCAGAGCUGGCAGCACCAGCCGGAGAAGCUCAUCUUCGAGUCCUGCGGCUACGAGGCCAACUACCUGGGCUCCAUGCUGAUCAAAGACCUCCGUGGGACCGAGUCCACGCAGGACGCCUGUGCCAAGAUGAGGAAAUCCACAGAGCAUAUGAAGAAGAUCCCUACCAUAAUCCUGUCCAUCACCUACAAGGGGGUGAAGUUCAUUGAUGCCUCCAACAAGAACGUCAUUGCCGAGCACGAGAUCCGGAACAUCUCCUGCGCCGCUCAGGACCCCGAGGACCUCUGCACCUUUGCCUACAUCACCAAGGAUCUGCAGACCAACCACCACUACUGCCACGUCUUCAGCACUGUGGAUGUGAACCUGACCUAUGAGAUCAUCCUCACACUGGGGCAGGCAUUUGAGGUUGCCUACCAGCUGGCCCUCCAAGCCCAGAGAGCAAAGCCUCUGGGUGCUGCAGCAGGAGAAGUCAUUGAAACAAAAUCUUCCAAACCGGUGCCUAAGCCCCGAGCUGGCGUGAGGAAGGCUGCACUGGAGCCCCCUGAAGUGGACCAAGAUUCCCAGUCCCAUGCCAGUGUCUCCUGGGUCGUGGACCCCAAACAGGACUCCAAGCGGACCCUCAGCACUAAGUAUGAGACCACUAUCUUCUAAAGCACCCUGUGCCCACCCCGUCUAACCGUGCCUUUGCCAGCUGAUCUCUGCUCCUCUAAGCUCCCUCCUGCUCCGGCUGCUCGCUGGGCCCCGCCUCGGCGCCGCUCCAGGCAGCAGCACUUAGGAGACUGUAGGACCUUAACCAGCUUUUGUACCUGAGCACCACUGAGCACUGUGAAUCCUCCUGACUCGGGAAGAAGGGUGACAGGGUGACAGGCACCGGGGGCGGGGGAGCAGAGGGGUGCCGGCUGGGGCAGUCGGCGAUGUGGAUCCAGGAAGCCGCCGGCCGUUCCCGUCUGUCCCCUCGCUCUGGCACUGUGAAUCCCUGGGGCAAAGUGACAGUCCCCAGGCUUUUCCCCACCCCCCCCACCUUCUUAUCCUUGGACUGAUGGAGACUUCUUGUCUCUGUGGUGCACACACUCCCUCCUCCUCCUCCAUCCUCUUCCUCCCGAACGAGCCACGGCUGCGUACUGUUGCAGUGACCUCGCCUGUCCUGCCUGCCGCUGGAAUCGACACUAACCACUGUGAUGCUGUCUGCAAAUAACAACCUUCACCAGAUCUCCUCACAGGGACCCUUGCCCACCAUCUCUCCCCUCAAAGCCUGAAGCAGGAAUUCUGCCCCGAGGGGACUGCUGGUUUGGGCUGGCUGUGAUCGUUCCCACUGUGAGCUCCAGCCCCUCUCCGAGGGCAGCUGCGCUUUUCGUUGCAUGCAUUUCGGUUUCCCCAGGAGGUUUUCCCCCCUCCUAGUCCUGUUUGUCAUCAUUCCCAUGAGCUGUGGGCCCAGCUCUCACUUGGCAGAGUGUGAGGAGGUUAAGCUUUGGGAGGCACACGUUGUGAGCCCCGUGCUGGGGAGGGGCUGGGUGCUGAGAGCAGACGGAGCUCCUUCUGCCCAAGGGAGAAGCGAGACUGAAAUCACUCUGCUGCCCACCCCACAGCUUGUUUGCCAUCUCCAAACCAGUGCACAAUAAGGGCUAUAGGGAUCAUGAAACAUCUGUCACCUUCCCUGCUGGAGAGCCAGGGAUGGCCCUGCGGGGGACCUCUUGCCUCUGCGGCCGUUCCUCCUGUGCUUGCUUUUCCUCUGGGGAAGUCUCCCUGUGGCUCUCUGCCUCAGUGGAAGCAGCUUUUAGUUCCAGAAUGUGACUGGGAAUUGUUUGCAGGAGACCACAGGGCACUUGGCACAGGUUGGAGCAUGUCCAGGAUGCCAUGUGGUGGUUCACAGCCCCAUGAAAGCUGCAGCGUGUCCUUCGGAGGGGAACUGAGCUAUCAGCAGCACUGGGAGCGCAGUGCCUGGCUGGAAGUGUGCAGCUGCCCAUGCUGACUGCAGAGGGUCUGAGCUCCCCUGCUCUCAUCCUGCUUUCAGCUGAGAGAGGCAGGAUCCUCAGCACCUCCUGAAAGGGUUCCCUUCCAGCAUGUGCCUUUGUAAGGUGACCAUCCAGAGCUUGCUGGCAUCACAGGCAGCCCUGCCUAAUCUGCAGAGCUUCUGCUGUGUGUCCAUAACCCUCACAGCUGCGUCCCAUCUCUGCCUCAUCUUCCCCAGCCCUUAUUUCCCUGUGCCUCAGCACUCAUUCAUUCCAUUCUCUUCCUUUCUGUUUGCCUCUGGGAAGCUGAUCUGCAGGCAGCUGGCUCCGACCAUGGAGAUGUAGUAACGGGGCAGAGACCUAAGAAGCAGAGUCCUGCUGACAGGAAGAUCAUCUCCACCUGGCACUGGCGGCCACCUCGGAGGGGGUGCAUGGCUGCUCAGUGAGGGCUCCCAAAGCAGAGGGGGAAGAGGGAUCCCAGCCCCCAGCUGAGACAAGCAGCUCCCUCCAUGUCUAGCAGAGGACAGCUGAGCCUUCUGGGUGUGAUGUCACCUCUGCUAGCCUGAGACAAAUGCCUUUUAACCCAUUUCCUCUUUAUCUUCACAUAAGAAGCGACCCAGGGCAAAUCCAGGCCCUGGCUUAAAUGUAGCACUGCAGGUUUGGGGUGAGGAGCACCAACAUUGAUCCUUAUUGACUGAGAAUCCACGCAGCCCAGCAAGGGGUGCAGAGAAAGGCUUAGCAGUGGGAGUGGUGUGUGUGUCUCUCAUGGUACUUCGAGUGGCUUCAGUUCUGGGUGAAGAGUAGAGGAGGCCAAAUUCCUGGCAAUAACUUCCUGCAGCAGGAGAAGCCUGCGGGGGGGCAGCAGCCUUUGCUCCCAGAGCUGCUCCAGGAUUUCCUAGCAAAUGGAAAUAACCUAAGGAAGAGUCUGCAAAGGACCCUUCAGCCCAGAGUGGCUGUGGCCAAGAAUUCCCUGUGGUACAAAGCUUGCUGCCCCUCCAGAGAGCUGCUGCCCUGCAGUUCUUGACGUUUCCAGGGCAAGGACACAACUUUCCUGUUAUGUACCGAGUCCCUUCCCCAGCCCCCUGUGCUCCCAGCUCCUUUUGAAACCCAGUUAUGUCCUUCCAGCCUGGGGGCCUUUGGUUUUUAAAGUGUAUUCCAUGGUGACUUAGCACUUUUUGAUACUAGCUCAUAAUUUAAUUAGUGCAACAGCUUCAGAAGAUGAACCAAGGAGGAGUUAAAUGUUGGGCAUUAUCCUGAAGCACUCCCUAGCCGAGGAGGGAGCCUCUCAACCUGAGCAAGGUCUGAGUCCCUAUCCCCAAAGGUGCUGUGUGCUUCCCCUUCUGUGGGGUGACCAGAGCGUGCCCCAGGAGGUGUCUGGCAGUGACUGAUGUUCUCACAACAGUUUCCCUCGAGGGAGAGAUCUCAAACUGGUUCUGAUUCUAAUUCUUCAGACGCAAAAAAUCUCGACAGGCGUGGUGAUGGUUGAGGGGGUGCCCUGCUGGGGGUGCCCUGCUGGGGGUGCCCUGCUGGGGGUGCCCUGCUGCUUUACUGUUCUGAAAUGCCCCAAGAAUUCCUGUCUGACUCCACUGCUGCUGUAUGUCAGGAUUUCAUGCGUGCCUCUCGAGCCAGCAAGGCUGGGAGAGGAGUGAAGCAGAAUCCCCAGGGCAGGAAGCUGUGCCUGGGGGGCAGUGGGGGGUGCUGCACGCUGAUGAAUUUGGAAAGCUGACAUUCCUUGUCCUGCCAAUGUUGCAAUCCAUGCUGGUGUAAAUAUUUGAUGUGCUGGUAACAAAUCUGGGAGAGUUUGCAUAUUGAACCUCUGCUUGGGAGGAGGACAGCCCUCUCUGGGUGGUGGUUUGGGAUUUUUUGGAUGCAUGAGCUCUUGAGGGUUGGCUUGGAGGUGAUGUGGUGAUGGAGACUCCAAGGGACUGGCUUGGUGACCCUGGUGGUCCUACCCCAGUCCUGGGCAUAAUCCUAUGGCUGUCUUUAGUGACUCAACAGUUCCUUAGCCAGAGCUUCUCACCUCAUACAAAGCAGUUUGGGCAGUGCCUCCCCCUCUCACUCCGUGGCUUUUCUCAAGGUACUUUGUGUGCUGGAGCCUGGCCCUGGGCCCUGCCAGCCACUGGCUCACAGCUGCCAUGGGGUGUUGGGGCUCUUCCUCCCGACUGGGUCCUGUGGCCUCUGGAGGGAAGUGCCCUCAGUGUCUGGUGCUGAACAAGACUUUGAGUCCAAGGGCAUCUGCUCUGCUGCCCUGGGCCUGGCUCCCCUCUGCAGGGACAGGCUCUGCUUCGUGCAGGGCCUGAGCCCGGGGCGGGUAGCCCAGGAUGCAGUUUUGUCUUUUUUGUACAGGAGGGGAUGAG